AAAUGAAGCAUUUUCUCUGAUCACAAUUCGCAGCUGCAAGAAAUACACAGAGCACAAGCAUUGGAAGUAAUAUUGAGAUUUGAGAAGCAACGGUUGGUUAUAGUUCCUGUUUGUUAACUAAUUAACACACCGGAGCCAUGUCAGCAACAGCAGUAGUAGCAGCAGGCUCUGCCACCACCUUCACCGGCACCACCAUCAAGAACUCCAAGACAGUUCUGACUCCAACAUCCUUACAAGGCCUCUCACUUCCCGAAGCCAAAAGGUCUCUCUCACACUCCUUCUUUGUUGAUAACAACAAGAAGGCUACUAGAAGAAGACUUGACAUCACUGCAAGAACUGCUGGCGCUUCAAAGCAGAUUGAAGUUGAAGUUGACAAGCCACUCGGUCUCACCUUGGGCCAAAAGCCUGGUGGCGGUGUUCUCAUCACUGGUAUUGAAGGUGGUGGGAAUGCAGCAAGAGCAGGGUUGAAGGUCGGGGAUCAAGUUCUGUAUACAAGUAGUUUCUUUGGAGAUGAAUUGUGGCCUGCAGAUAAGCUUGGAUUUACCAAAACUGCAAUUCAAGCUAAGCCUGACUCUGUCUACUUUGUUGUCAGCAGAGGUGCUGAAGUAGAUGUUAAGAGACUCCCAAAGCGACCAGCUCCUCCUGCCUUUGGAAGAAAACUGACCGAGGCUCAAAAGGCUAGAGCUACUCACAUUUGCCUUGAUUGUGGAUACAUAUACACCUUACAGAAACCAUUCGAGGAGCAACCGGACACAUACAGUUGUCCGCAAUGUCAAGCACCAAAGAAGAGGUUUGCAAAAUAUGAUGUUAACACUGGAAAAGCCAUUGGAGGAAACUUGCCUCCUAUUGGAGUUAUUAUUGGGCUUGUUGCUGGUGUUGGUGCUGUUGGAGCUCUCCUUGUGUAUGGUCUUCAGUGAUAAACUCACAUCACAUGGCUGAUGGCUCCCACGCUUUUAUUUAUUUAUUUAUUUAUUUUCUGUCCUCCAUAUUUGUCUCAUGAGAGGUUGAUGAGGUGCAUAAACAUGGAUGUACUGCAAAAAACAAAAAUUAUAUCAUAACAAAUGGUUUUUUCUCCGAAGAAGCAAUCAAAUGAAUGGUUGUCAA
Molecule: messenger RNA, 1104 nt
Organism: Arachis duranensis
Lineage: Eukaryota; Viridiplantae; Streptophyta; Magnoliopsida; Fabales; Fabaceae
Exons: 5
Coding region: 138-917 (259 amino acids)
Molecular function (GO): protein binding; iron ion binding
Source: RefSeq, a predicted model, not a curated record